Molecule: messenger RNA, 306 nt
Organism: Rasamsonia emersonii CBS 393.64
Lineage: Eukaryota; Fungi; Ascomycota; Eurotiomycetes; Eurotiales; Trichocomaceae
Exons: 5
Coding region: 1-306 (101 amino acids)
Source: RefSeq, a predicted model, not a curated record
AUGACUUGCUGGGAUAGUUCUCCAUCACAAGGGCUCCACGUGACGCUGUUUUACUUAGAAGCUAGAGGAGACAAGAGAAUACUUAUUAGAGCCAACACAAUUCAUCUCAUGCCUGGCCACAAACUACCAUUGACCGAGGAGACUACCUUAAAGAGUUCCUCAGCUGACAUUAUAACCAUCAGCAGGGUAAGAACAUCAACAGAUAUAGAACUCCUAGAAUCAAGUUUAAAAAAACUUAUUAGAGACCUUCGAGAAGUGAGACCAUCUCCAUAUUUUGGCAAGCAGGUCGGGUUUAGAUUGCUCUAG